AUGUUCUUCUCCCAACCUCCCCACCUCGCAAAGGCAGAGGAGCUUCGGCAGGAGCCUCCGAAGGGCACACCCUAUGCGGUGGGGAUUCCUGGAACAGAGCAGCCUGGCCGCAGUCGCGUGUAUCGGGCAUGGAACUCGCAAAAGGAUUUGCUUGCAUCAUUGGAUCCUGAGGUUUUGACCGCCCACGACAUGUUUGAAUCGACAGCGAAGCGCUCACCGAACAGCCCUUGCCUUGGAUGGCGCCCUUUCAACCCCAAGACGAAGACCUUUGAGCAAUACCAGUGGAUGACAUAUGAGACCGUUCAGAAGCGACGUGCGGCCUUCGGUGCUGGCCUGGUAGAGCUGCAUCAUAAGCAUGAAUGCCACCGUCCCGGCCAGUACGGUAUUGGUCUCUGGUGCCAAAAUCGGCCAGAAUGGCAAAUUACCGAUUUGGCUUGUAUGUCCCAGGGCCUCUUCUCGGUCUCUAUCUAUGACGUUCUGGCUUCCGAUGCCACCGAAUACAUUAUCAACCAUGCAGAGUUGAACUGUGUCGUCACCUCCCUUCCUCACAUCCCGACCCUCCUCAAGUUGAAGAAGUCUUUACCCAACCUCAAGAUGAUUGAUGGCCACUCCAAGCGUGCUAUUUUGGAGUCCAUGGCUGCUGGUCUAGAUGUCGCCAUAUACACCAUCGACGAGGUCGAAGCUUUGGGUGAGGCAUCCAAGCGCGGCUAUAAUCCUCCCACUCCAGAUGAUAUCAUCACCAUCAACUAUACCUCAGGUACCACUGGACCCCCCAAGGGCGUGGUUCUGACCCACGAGAAUGCCGUCGCAGCUACCUCGGCCAGUCUUCUGACCAUUGGCCAGAGUAGCAAUGAUAGCAUGUGCUCGUACCUUCCCCUUGCCCACAUUUUCGCCCGUCUUGUGGAGCACGCAGCCUUAUGGGGCGGUGCUCGCAUUGGUUACUUCCACGGUAACGUAGCCGAGCUGGUAGAUGACUUGAAACUCCUGAAGCCAACAGGCUUUAUCUCCGUCCCGCGCCUUUACACCCGCUUCGGUAUUGCCAUUCGUUCUGCGACAAUUGAAGCCCCCGGGUUCGCCGGUGCUUUGUCGCGAUACAUCGUGUCUGCCAAGACCGCCAACCUGAAGAACUCGCACACUUUCAAACAUGCCUUGUACGACCGCAUCUGGGCCAAGAAGGUGGCAUCUGCCCUUGGCUUGGAACGUGCCAAGUACAUGGGAUACGGCCUGACCGAGUCGUAUGCCUGCACGGCGGUGCAGUCUCUUGAAGAUACCACCACCGGAACCUGUGGUCGCCUUGGUCCUUGUGUCGAAGCAUGUCUCGCGUCCUUGCCAGACAUGGAGUACUCUGUGGACGACAAGCCCUUCCCCCGAGGAGAACUCCUCCUGCGUGGCAAGAGCAUAUUCCGCGAAUACUUCAAGAACCCUGAAGAGACCGCCAAUGCUGUCACUGAGGAUGGCUGGUUCCGGACCGGAGAUGUGUGCACCCUGGAUGCGAAGGGCCGAUUCAUUAUCAUUGACCGCCGCAAGAACGUGCUCAAGCUGGCACAGGGUGAAUAUGUCUCCCCUGAGCGACUCGAAGGUGUUGUGCUGUCAGAGCUUGGAUAUCUCGCCCAAGGAUACAUCCACGGCGACAGCUUACAAACCUUCCUUGUUGGUAUCUUUGGCGUUGCGCCCGACUCAUUCGCUCCCUGGGCAAGCAAAGUUCUCGGGCGAACCAUCGAGCCCACAGACUUGGAGGCAAUCAAGACAGCGGCCGAAGAUGACAAGAUUCGCCGUGCUGUGCUGCGAGAUCUGGCCCGCGUUGCUAAGAAGCACAAGCUUGCUGGUUACGAGCGGGUUCGCAACGUUGCUCUGAGAUUGGAGCCUUUCACUAUUGAGAACAACCUUCUUACGCCAACGCUUAAACUGAAGCGCCCCCCUACUACCAAGAUGUACCGCACGCUCUUGGAUCAGCUCUACGCUCAGGCUUUGGAAGAAGAAGCUGCCCCCAAGGCCAAGCUGUAG
This is a messenger RNA of Penicillium chermesinum, 2004 nucleotides long. RefSeq names its product putative AMP-binding enzyme. The record is from RefSeq and is a predicted model, not a curated record. Gene Ontology annotation, biological process: long-chain fatty acid metabolic process. Gene Ontology annotation, cellular component: membrane; endoplasmic reticulum. The coding region runs from base 1 to 2004 and encodes 667 amino acids. The transcript has 6 exons. Gene Ontology annotation, molecular function: long-chain fatty acid-CoA ligase activity. Lineage: Eukaryota; Fungi; Ascomycota; Eurotiomycetes; Eurotiales; Aspergillaceae.